Messenger RNA from Hyalella azteca, 4189 nucleotides. Its product is annotated as serine-rich adhesin for platelets. The record is from RefSeq and is a predicted model, not a curated record. The coding region runs from base 391 to 3549 and encodes 1052 amino acids. Lineage: Eukaryota; Metazoa; Arthropoda; Malacostraca; Amphipoda; Hyalellidae. The transcript is spliced from 7 exons.
CUGCUGCCAUGUCCUGCAAUCGGUGGUGCGUGGUGGCGCUGCCGCUGCUAACCUCCUUACGAGGUGCCGGCCUGACGCUCGGGAGUCGGGACGGCUGCGGCAUAGCAGUGCGUACUGUGCUGCCUCAUGACGCUGUCAGGGCUUGUCGGUGUCUGUGCAGGCGAUGACUCUGGAGUAAAGCCAAGGCAGCUAGUGUCAAAAGCGUGACAUAACUUGCUCGUGUUGAAGUAAAUAAGGGUAAAGCGAUUCAAUAAAUUUCAUUUAAAAGUUUCGUAUCGGACAUUAUAAUUACCACUUUUUAUGUAAAAUUGACAGUCGGAGGAACUUAGGACUAGUUCGAAGAUAAGCUUCAGCGCUUUUUUCCAUUCGAUAAUCGAAUAAAGUGCCGGAAUGCAGCGACUGCGCCGCCCCCUGCUCUGGAUCCUGCUGAGUGUUUGGGCUGUAGGGGGCGUUGCCCCCUCGCCCAUCUCUCCGCUGUCGUCUUCGGAUGGACUAGCAAGCUUUGAUGAAGGGAAGGCAAAUGAGCGCGAUUCAGCAGUGCUGGGCGACGACGAGCGGUCACUUCUGUUCAGAAGUGACGAGUACAAAGAAGAGUUAAACGAAGUGCUUGGACCAGCUCCACUAGAUGGUCCCGCACCCUCGACACGAAGGCCGUCCAGUAAACCAAGCCUUGCUUCUGGUGCCUCUGGCUUGACGCGUCCGGGGUACAAGAUCAUUGAAAAUCAAAGCAAAGAUCCGGCAAACAAGCCUGGAGUAACAUUUGAAAUUUCCCCAGCUUUUCCUGUUACACGACGACACAGUGAAAAUUUGGAGGGAAAGCAUUCGAAAAUUUCAUCGGAAACUGUGAAGCAAUUACAACAGCAGCUCCUUGAUGAGAUCACUGACCAAACAAGGAGUACGUCAGAUGAUCCAGGGACGUUUGAUGAAUAUUUUUGGGACACCGAAGGGGACGCAGACUAUCUUCAAGAAGGAUACGGCGAGGCGACAGAACUUCUACAACCUUCUGUGCAAGUCAAGGAGAAUCCCGACGUUAUGAAACCAAUUCAGCAGGAUUCUCCAGAAGCACUCUCUGAACCUGAAGAUCGGGAAAAAGAUAAAGGUUCCAUUAACAUCGUAAUCACCAAAGCAAAAUCAAAACUGGACAACGAAGAAACGCUUAAACUUCUUUCUCACUCCAAGAUUGAUGCUCAACACUUGGGUCCUCGAAUGACGUCAUCAAGUGACUUGAAUGCUGUUGUGUUGUCGGCUGUGGAGGCAGGAAGCCGCGACAUAAAUGAUCAAGAAAUGCAACAAGUUAUAAGAAAGGUGAUGGACACUUCAGAGGAGACUUUCCCUAUCAACAAUACCAAUUUCUCUUCUCCUGACGGACGUGAACUACGUAACGCUUUAUCAAGCCUGAUUGCUGCUCCGCAAGAGUACCUGGCAGAGGGUGGCUAUAAACAGCCCUCUGAUGUGUCUGUUGGUUACAUACCCCUUUCAAAAAAUUCCCAACUAGAUCAACUUCUAAAGAUCCUGGGAAAUAAGGGCGGUACCCAGGCAAAUGUCAAUGUUUUUAUCAUUAAUAUCAUUCCAAAGCAGACAUUGGAUGGCAAAGAGAAUGAAACUAAUACACAUUUGACUACACUCGAUUCUACAAACCAUAACCAUGAGGGAAAAAAUCCAGCAGGAAAACAGGAUCCAGUUUCAGUAUCAACUCUUAAUGGGCUGACAUCAGAGCGUAAAACAUUACUGAAUUUGUUACCGAAUUUUGUGCGAGCUACGACAAUAUCACCACUUGUUUCUUUGUCCAACGAUUAUUUUCAUGAAUCCUUGGGAGUGAAAUCGCCUGCAUUGGGAAAGUUACCAAGUGGUGAAUUCGAAUUGAGGCACGAACAGUACGCUGAUGAAGAUGAUCAAAAAACACUACGAGAAAUCGACAAAUUCAUCAGUUCAACCGAAGAAUUGUUUCGGCAGCAGGCAGAAACUCUAAAACCAACGAACAGUGUUGAGAAAUCUACCAUUCCAGAACUUUCCCGUCUUCCGUCGGAGACAGUCGAGCCAGCGCUCGGAGAAGCGCGUAGACCAACGAACAAGAAAACUAAUACAAAUAAUCAAGUAGAUACUGGGGAGACUGGGUCAUCUGGUAUUUCUUCUAGCCCUACUUCUGAAGUGAUAGAUAUUCUGCGCCUUGAUUCUACUGUCAAUGAUGGUGAGAUCCUCAAGUUUUCAGAAAACAGUCAAUUUACCGCACUUUCUCGAACAAACAAAACCACAACGGACAAGAAAAAGUCAACUGGUUAUUUGGGCAAUGUACAGGGAGUGAUGAAAGCCCUGGCUAUCGGGGCACUGCCGAGUGGUGUUGCCGUAGCCUCAGCGUUUUGGCCGAUGUGGGCUCCCUUGGUGUUCGGGAAGCGAAGGAGGAAGAAGAGAAGUUAUCCAGCAAAGUCACCUCAUUCGGAUUGGUACAGUAUCCUCAAUGGAUCCCGCUAUAACUCGAGGAGUAGGUUUGAAGACUUUAAGAGUGGGCGAAAGACUAAUUCAACCAAGCAUGGUUCCGAAAAUUCUAUCAUUCGAACGAGUGAUCUAGCUGCCCUUAUCCAAUCGGUAGCCCCAAGUACUAUGAAAAUUGCAAAAAAUUCCUACACUUCUGUUAAUCCUUCGUUGUUCCAAGAUAAGCUAACCACGAAAACACUGCAAACGAAGCCCCGUACACCUCCAGAGAAACAUGCAACAGGUUUGAAAUUAACCACGUCAUUCCCUCUCAUCACAGACGAGGAUGUUGGAGUGAGAUCUACGUUUUCGAAAUUGCAUUCCUUGCUGGCUGAGGCGACAACACGUGACAGUGUCUUCAUGACAACCCCUGUUUUCGGCGAUGGAAAAAGUCCUACGGAAGAUGUUCAGUUGGUGAGUAAUUUUUUAUCAUCAGCUCUCAGUGGGUGGGAUGAUGCCGAAAGCAAGUCGUCCGACGAGCAAACGACGCAGAAUUAUAUACAACUAAACGUUACGGACAUCACUGCUGAUGAAGACAGAUUAGGAGGGUCUGGGAGCCCAAUUGUACUAGUGGACAAAGAAACUGGUGAAAUUAAGCCCAUACUGAACGUUAGCAAAAAUGAAACGGAUCUCCUGAACCAAAUCGAUGGAGAUUUGAAUACAAGAUUGGACUUGCUCAGAAACAAAACUGGGUCUACUACGGAUCCAUCGAAUACAACGCAGGUCACUACGCUGCCUUCUCUAAGAAGCACCUCCAGUCCAACUACUACGACGACGACCACCACCACCACCACCACGACUACCACCACCACGCCACGCCCUUCAACCAGCUCUCCAGGCGUAUUUUCAAUGAUAACAUCCGCCUUCCAGAAUCCUUCACCUGAAAUAGCGAGCGCGGUGUCUUUCGCGGGAACAAUCGCUGUGUAUGGGGCAGCGGCACUGAUGCCUUUGUGGCUGCCUCUUGUUGUUGGCAAGAAGAGGAGGAGGAAGAGGUCGACAGAUUUCACUGAUUAUGAAAAUAAUAUCAAUGAGCAUUUUGAAGCAAACAUACGUAAGCUUACCGGAAAGUUUGCUCCUUAGAGCGAAUACCAAACAUUUUAUCCUCUUGGGCUCUUUAAUCGUCACAAUAAAUGCUGCUACACCAUUAAAUGUGUCUAAAAAUAGUAUUUUUGUUGGCAUUAUAUUAUUGGCACGUCAUUUAAAAUAGUUACCGUACAAAAAUCAGAACAAACCUUAACUCUUGUUCGGCUUAGAUCAGCUGGUAAAAUCUAGUGCGGGUGAUUGUGAUAGAUAAGCUGGUAGUAAAUAGAAGGCUCGAGAUAUUGUGCCUUCAAUCUAAUUCAGCAGUUAAAUAAUUGUUAUUUGUCUUGUUACAGCUUCGGCCAGUUGAAAGUGGUGUGAAACUUUCAUUGAAUACUGCUUCAAUUCGUUUUUUUUGCUGCAAUGUUAGAACGUGCAGAUAACAAAAUCUUUUUUAAAAUAGUGUUGUACGUCUUUUUGAAUAUCGGGCAUUUAUCAAUAAUGGGUUAUGAAUAGUGACAAAUAAAUGUCAAGGAGAAAACAUAUUCCCCGCAAUAAUAAACACCAUUAGGGAUUUUUACACAUAAGAUCCAAUUAAGUUUUUAUUAAGAAUACAAAUAAUAAUUAUUCUGCAUUGAAUGUAACCUCCUAAUAAGUCAAGAAACUAUUUAUAAAUAAUUCAGUAACAUCUGCGAAUGAU